AUGCUGUUGCUGGGAGCUGUUCUACUGCUAUUAGCUCUGCCCAGUCAUGGCCAGGAUACCACGACUCAAGGGCCCGGAGUCCUGCUUCCUCUGCCCAAGGGGGCCUGCACAGGUUGGAUGGCAGGCAUCCCAGGGCAUCCAGGCCAUAAUGGGGCCCCAGGCCGUGAUGGCAGAGAUGGCAUCUCUGGCGAGAAGGGUGAGAAAGGAGAUCCAGGUCUUAUUGGUCCUAAGGGAGACAUUGGUGAAACUGGAGUACCCGGGGCUGAAGGUCCCCGAGGCUUUCCGGGAAUCCAAGGCAGGAAAGGAGAACCUGGAGAAGGUGCCUAUGUAUACCGCUCAGCAUUCAGUGUGGGAUUGGAAACUUACGUUACUGUCCCCAACAUGCCCAUUCGCUUUACCAAGAUCUUCUACAAUCAACAAAACCACUAUGAUGGCUCCACUGGUAAAUUCCACUGCAACAUUCCUGGGCUGUACUACUUUGCCUACCACAUCACAGUCUAUAUGAAGGAUGUGAAGGUCAGCCUCUUCAAGAAGGACAAGGCUAUGCUCUUCACCUAUGAUCAGUACCAGGAAAAUAAUGUGGACCAGGCUUCCGGCUCUGUGCUCCUGCAUCUGGAGGUGGGCGACCAAGUCUGGCUCCAGGUGUAUGGGGAAGGAGAGCGUAAUGGACUCUAUGCUGAUAAUGACAAUGACUCCACCUUCACAGGCUUUCUUCUCUACCAUGACACCAAUUGA
Messenger RNA from Symphalangus syndactylus (siamang), 735 nucleotides. RefSeq names its product adiponectin, C1Q and collagen domain containing (gene ADIPOQ). The record is from RefSeq and is a predicted model, not a curated record. NCBI's taxonomy places the organism in Eukaryota, Metazoa, Chordata, Mammalia, Primates, Hylobatidae. Gene Ontology annotation, molecular function: protein binding.